CUGAGGAGGCAGCAAGGCAAGCAGACAAAAAAAAGGAGUGGAGGUGGAGGGUGAGGGGGGGCAGGCACAAGGACAAACAGAGACAUGAGGACAGCGAAAACUAUGAGGCAGAGACAGGAAGGGAGACUGCUGAAGCAAGGACAGAUGAGAAGGAAGAGAGAGCAAGAAUAAUGAAGAGGUGGUUGCACCAUCUGCUGCCAGGGAGCGAAACAUGUUGUCGCCAUUCAGACGAGAGCGGGGAGGCAGCCAGAGAUCUGCAGUGAGAUACCCACAACCCCUCCUGAAUGACGAUCGGGAUGAAGAGCUUGCAGCUGAAAGAGAGGACAGUUUCGAUGAAGAGUAUAGAUCCGCACCGCUCUGAGGGCUCCCACGACACAGACGCAUGAUCGAGCGGCAUCCCUGUCUGGAGGAGCAGCAGCAGCAGCAGCCACUGUCGCCUUUCUUCUGGAAAAUACUCACACUGAGGACAUGUACUGAACAGCUGGCUUAUUUGUACAGGAAAACUAAUAGGUUGCAUGUUUUGAGAGCCGAGAAAGAAUCAGGUUCUCCCCACUCAAGAUGCACACUCCAGCCUCUAUGGUGAUGGGGAUUGUCUUUGCCCCUUUGGGAUUGGUGCUUGUCUUCACUGCCGCCAUCACCCCUCAGUGGAGAGAAGGACGAGCACGUCUGGGCAUGUUAGGGCCGGGGUCACUCCUUCGGUCAGGGGUGAAAGGUCAGGGGAUGGGGACAAGGUCGGGGUCAGCGGAUGCACUGCUCUUGCUGCGAUCUGAUGGACUCUGGGAGAGCUGUCUGCAGGUGGAGCACUCGGAGCUGAAGCAGUGUUGGCCUGUGGCAGGUCCUUACCAGAGAGACCCGAGGGUUCGACUGGCACAAGGUUUGACCCUGACCUCAUUGUUCCUUUGUGGCACCGGCAUCGUCCUGGCCUGUAUCGGGGUCCGGUGUUGGACAGAUAUACCUUUGAGAGGUGUAGCAGCUACGGGUGGACUCCUGGUGGUGAUGUCCGGGCUGCUGAGCCUGACCGCGCUUGGGGUGUACACCCACAAUCUUGGAAUACUGGGGGUGGCAGAUCCAAGUCAAGGGAUCAGUAACCCCAGGUUCCCCCACCUCAGCCUGCACCCAGCCGGCUCGCUCUACUUUGGAUGGCUGGGCUCAUGUUUACAGGUGCUGGGAGGCAGCGCUCUGUUGUUCAGCUUCAAACGACCGAGAUGCCCCACCUGCCCGUCCUGCCCAGAGCUACCUGCCUGUCCUGUGUGUCACUCAUGUCCAGACAUUACCAACAAGCCAAACACAGACGUAUAUGAAGUCAGCUGUUAGAAUGUAAAACCUGAACAGGCUUGAAGAUUGAAACAUGUGUAACAAUGACCAAAUCAAAACAUGUGGGCACUUCCAACUCAUCAGCUAAGAAAUCUGCCAAUUAAUGAAACGAGUCAGUUCGUAAGUGUGAACCACAGGACACUACCUACUAAUGGACUCUAAUGUCAGGUAUAAACAUAAUGGAUGUAACUGCCUCUCCACAUGAACCGAAACAUAAUUUUGGGAUGCUGAAUACAGAGUGCGUUAAGGUCAUAAUGGUUGAAAAGAGCUCAAGUUCAUGCUGCCUUUAACUGCAACCAGUAGUCAAACGCGGCUCAAAUGUCUUUUUGUGCUGCCUUUUACUUUGUAGCCAUGUCUUUGUACUGUUACCAAAAAACUUUUCUGCGUCCAAACAAAACUGUGAAAUGUAAAAUAUUUGUGAUAAAGAGAUAUUUGUGACAAGAGUGGAUCGUAACACUGGGGCUUUUAAUAUGACAGAACAGGCUAGUUUUAGAUGUCAUUAUAAAUCAGCACCGUAAAAUUUGGAUUCCACCUGUACACUAGCUUUAUGUUACUUGUUAAUUGAGAAUUAUGUUAAGGAUUUCCAAACGUCUUUUCUUGAUUUGGUCACUGCAAGCAAUGGAUUUUCCAGCUUCUUAGAUUGUCUUAAAUUGUAAAUCUUUGUAUGAUAUCUUCACUGCUUCAUCUACUGAAUCAAGUGAAUGUGAUAUUUCUGACUUGAUAACGUGAACAGUGAGAGAGAAAAACUUGAGGAGGAGGAGGAGGAUGUACAACAGGGUGUUGUUUGUUCUUUGUUCUUUGGUGUGAACUUGUGUGUACAC
This is a messenger RNA of Scatophagus argus, 2135 nucleotides long. It is a transcript of the gene cldn23l, whose product is annotated as claudin 23-like. Gene Ontology annotation, biological process: bicellular tight junction assembly; cell adhesion. Gene Ontology annotation, molecular function: structural molecule activity. Gene Ontology annotation, cellular component: bicellular tight junction; plasma membrane. The coding region runs from base 559 to 1314 and encodes 251 amino acids. The record is from RefSeq and is a predicted model, not a curated record. The transcript is spliced from 3 exons. NCBI's taxonomy places the organism in Eukaryota, Metazoa, Chordata, Actinopteri, Scatophagidae.